Parasteatoda tepidariorum (common house spider) is the source of this 1276-nucleotide messenger RNA. RefSeq names its product speckle-type POZ protein. The record is from RefSeq and is a predicted model, not a curated record. Gene Ontology annotation, molecular function: protein binding. NCBI's taxonomy places the organism in Eukaryota, Metazoa, Arthropoda, Arachnida, Araneae, Theridiidae.
AUCAAACAUUUUCCUGCGCUCCAAAGCUUAUCUGUCUCAAUAACAUAUGUGCGAACAAUUUUUGUAGCUCUGCUUUAUUUUUUAUAAAAUACUCAUGAUAUUGUUUUUCAAUUUCGCAGCGUCUGAACGAUAUUUUUUUACAUCUGAAAUUCGAACACUUAUAAUUAGCAAGUUAAAUUUUCUAUAUUUUGACUCAUCAAAAUGGAUGACAAUUUCUUAAUCUGGUCUUGCAAUAGAAGAAAAUUCAUGAAAGUAAUUUCAUCUAAAGACGAGUACAAGGAGCGUCUUGGGUGCAAAUUAAAUUCCGUUUGGUACUUAAAGAUAAGAAUUUUAAAGGAGUAUGAUUAUAAUUCAGUGGAUGUUUUUCCUGGUGAACGCAGCUACUACACCAACUGGGAAUUCCGAGUUGUCAGAGAACAUGGUUUAAACGCAACUUGCGUUAACGCCAAGCUGGUGUCGAACACUAAAGUGCUUGUGGAUAAAGACUUAUACUUCAAUCUGGAUUGUACUGGAUCUGACACAUUUUACUGUGAUACAACGAAGUUAACCGAUUAUUACCUGGAUUGUGUCUUGAGGUUCCCUGAAAGCAAUGGUGCUGAAAAUAUAAUCGAAGAACAGACACUUAUAUCUGAACUCAAUUACUUGGUGGAAGAUUUCCAAGCCAUGUUUGAUAAAAGACACUUGACGGAUGUGACACUUCAAUGUGGAUCUGACGUCCUGAAGGCUCACAAAAUUAUCCUCUGCACCAGAUCACCAGUUUUCGAAGCCAUGUUUGCUAGUCCGAUGCAGGAAAGUAAAAAUAACACGGUUAUUAUUAUGGAUCUGGAUUCUAGUGUCUUUGGAGCCGUUAUCAACUUCAUGUAUAGUGGUCGGGUAAAAAUUAAUUCCACCAGAAUGGCUUGCGAUCUUUUAUAUGCUGGUGAGAAGUAUCAAAUUAAAGGACUUAAAGAAGGGUGCAUUAAGUAUUUGAAAUCUGUGCUGUCUGUUGAAAAUGCGAUAAAAAUUCUUGAGGUGUCUGAUUUGUACGACAUUCAGCUGAAGUCCAACGCGUUGAACUUUGUUAAAGGUCACUUUGAGGAAUUGAAAUGUACAAUUGAAUGGAGUGAACUUAAAUCAAAGAAUAUUACUCUAGCUUUGGAAGUAUAUUCAAUUUAUGAGUGAAAUAUUUAACAUAAUAAUAGACGACAAAUUAUUCAUUUUGAAUUAAUAUUGGUUUGCAUUUUAUGUAGAUAAGUAAUAUAAAUGUAUUUUAAAUUUAGAUUGAUAUUUUUUCGAA